Messenger RNA from Neurospora tetrasperma FGSC 2508, 1611 nucleotides. RefSeq lists its product as uncharacterized. Bases 70 to 1401 code for a protein of 443 amino acids. The transcript has 3 exons. NCBI's taxonomy places the organism in Eukaryota, Fungi, Ascomycota, Sordariomycetes, Sordariales, Sordariaceae. The record is from RefSeq and is a predicted model, not a curated record.
AUCGAGAGGAAAAAAGAAGACGAAAAAACCGUUGCGAAUCCGCGCCUACCUUGCAAGUAAAUUUCAACCAUGGCCUCCGCCAAAUCCAUCCUCGACCAAAUCCUCCACCGCUACACCUUGCACCGGGAUUCGCCUACUUCCACAAAGGACAAACUCCACGGCGCCGCCUUCCUCGUCGUUGACAAAUCCGGCCCCAUCUACGCCGGCGCAGCCGGCCACACCUCCCUCCCCAUCAAUGCCUCGACCCCCGCCUUCUCAACCGACUCCUUCCUCUGGGUCGCCUCCCUCACCAAGCUCCUCACCACCAUUUGCCUGAUGCAACUCGUCCAGCAAGGCAAGCUUCAUCUGGAUGAGGACGUCCGUGAAAAGUUGCCGGAACUGACCAAAUGGGGGAUCUUGCGGGGUUUUGAGGAGGAGGAAAAGAAAGGUGAAGAGCAGGGAAAAAAAGCGAUACUGGAAGAGAUCACCAAGCCGAUUACUGCCCGCCAGUUACUUACGCACUCUGUCGGUUUAUCUUAUGACUUGGGUCAUCCGCUGCUGGAGAGGUGGGCGAAAGAAGUCGGCAAAAAGGGGAACACAAACUCGAUGACGGUGGAAGGGUGGACGACUCCCCUUUUGUUUUCCCCCGGCGAAGGGUGGGUAUACGGCACGGGAUUGGAUUGGGCAGGCGUUUUGUUGGAGCGGAUGACGACGACGACGACGACGACGACGCUGGGACGUUACAUGCGCGAGAACAUCUUUGCGCCGUUGGGGAUGGAGUGCUCAACUCUGAAACCGGCUACUGAACUCCUGGAAAACCCGGAAAAGAGAAUCAAAGACAAGCUGGUCCGCAUGGCGCUGAGGGAUGCGAAGACGGGCGAGCUGUCGCUGGGAGAAUUGCCAAUCUCAACAGCGUGGGAUCCCAAGGCGGAGAGCGGGGGUGCAGGGUUGUGGACUACGGCGGAGGAGUAUGGGAAGGUUUUGGCGGCGGUCUUGAGGGCUGCCUCGGGCUCAGAGGAGGGGGAGAGGGAGCUGGGGCUCACGAAGGAGACGGUUGAUCAGAUGUUUAGUCCGCAGUUGAAUGAGAAGGGCCUGGAAAUGAUCAAGGAGAUGGGGAGGGCGUUUCAUGCGGGCAUCAUGCCAGAGUUUCCGGAAGGGUUCGACGCGGUCGAUCAUGGCUUGGGCGGACUGCUGAAUAUGGAGGAUGUGGAGGGCAAGAGGCGGAAGGGAAGUAUGAUGUGGCAUGGAUACUGCAAUUCGCAUUGGUGGAUUGAUCGCGAAACGGGCAUUGGUGCAUGCCUCCUAGUUGAACAGUUUCCCUUUGCCGACCCGGUGGUCAUCCAGCUGUACGACGACCUCGAGCGGGCCGUUUAUGGGGAGCUGGUCCCCGAGUGGAAGAAGAUCACGGCUGCUGUUGUCUAGUUGCCAUGCUAUCCAGAAAUUGGCCGUAUUCUGGUUAUGAGUUACAUCCACAGGGAACCCCGGGUUCCUGGGGAUAAAAUCAGGCGCUUGAGAGUCAAUAGUUGGAAAUGUCUCAAAAUAGGGUUCAAGGAAAAAUGUGAAACCUUUUUUUCAAGUGCAAAAGAACUUUGACCCCAAACACUCGCAGGAUGCUAGAAUACCUUAGAUGAU